This is a messenger RNA of Formica exsecta, 1377 nucleotides long. RefSeq names its product NF-kappa-B inhibitor-interacting Ras-like protein (gene kappaB-Ras). Lineage: Eukaryota; Metazoa; Arthropoda; Insecta; Hymenoptera; Formicidae. The transcript is spliced from 2 exons. Gene Ontology annotation, biological process: canonical NF-kappaB signal transduction. The coding region runs from base 143 to 748 and encodes 201 amino acids. The record is from RefSeq and is a predicted model, not a curated record. Gene Ontology annotation, molecular function: GTPase activity; GTP binding.
CAGCUGGAAAAAGCGUCUUAGGAAAAACGGCGGCGUGGCCCCUCUCAGGCAAACGUGUAUAUAUAGUCAAGUAGUUGACAGUUCUGAUGUCAUCUGUACGCGAGGGAGCGUGUAUCUAACGAAGACGUUAGAUUUAGAUAGUAUGGGGAAGACUACGAGGGUAGUCGUUUGCGGGAUGAAAGGAGUUGGGAAGACAGCUUUACUGGAACAGCUCAUAUACGGGAAUAUCGACGCGAAGACGGAAAUUCAUCCUACAAUCGAAGACAUUUAUGUCGCCAACAUUGAGACUGAUCGCGGCACAAAGGAGAAGGUUAGAUUCUACGACACAGCCGGACUUGAAUCUCUACAGAGCAAUGUAAACAAUCAGCAGCUUCCACGACACUAUCUCGGUUUCGCUGAUGGCUAUGUCUUAGUGUACGAUACUGGUAAACCUGAAUCUCUCGAUGUUCUCUUUCCUUUGAAGAAAGACAUUGAUAAAAAUAAGGAUAAGAAGGAAAUAAUUGUGAUUGUGAUCGGUAAUCGAACGAAAACCGAUGCCGUAUUGAAUAACUUGGAAAAUACUGCGAGUAAAGCGACCAAUUGGUGUACUAGAGAGAAAGUUAAACAUUAUGAAGUGGACGUUAUGGAUAGAUCUAGUUUAUUUGAGGCAUUUGUGCAUCUAUCGUCUAAGUUGAAUCCUCCUGCUAAUAAAAGUACAUUUUCGCAAUUAAGUAUGGGUAGGAAGACUGUCAAGGCAGAAGCACAGUGAUGCUUGUUUAAGAGUAUGAUGGUAUUAUAGAUUGCGAUAUGAGGAGUCACUCAUGUGAAUGUGUUGUACUCAGGUAUAAUUUAUUUCAUAACGGCUAAAUGCCACAAUAUAAAUAUACUUUGAGAUCUCAAUAACAAUAUAUAUCUACGGCACAGUAUGUACUUUACUUUUCUUUUAACUUUGGACACAUUUGUGAUAUUAGGUUUGAAAGGAGAUAAAUGGACUUAAAACCAUGGGUAUAUCAUGGGUUAUAUACUUAAAAUAUUAACAACUUUGCUGGUUUAAAACCGUUUAACAUUAUUUAUCGAAUAAAUAUAAAGAAAAGAUCAUCUACUCAUCAAAUACUAAUUCUCAAUAUUUGUCUUUGUUAGUGCAUUGUAUUGUCAUUUUUUGAGAAAUUUGUGUGCGCAUGUAGUCAUUAAUUUAUAUAUACUAGAAAGCUAUUGAAUCUCUUAAAAACUUAGGUGUGUACUUAAAUCUUUAUGGGACUGAGUUAUAUUUAAUUAUUACAAGGAGUACAAUCUCUGUACUUAUUGUAAUUACAGUUGUGAUUAUAUUAAUAAGGAAUUAUUAUUUAUGCGAUCAAAAUAUUUAAAAAAAGGAAUACCAUGAAUAAAUAUAAACGCUGC